CUCAGUGAAAAUGAAAAAUUUCAUACAAAAUAUACAAAUUUUGGCAAUUAUCCUCUUGGAAACUCGUCACGCGCGCGCUAUUGGGAAACUCUGCCCCAUCGGCAACUGCAAUAACGCAGGCAAUUGCAUAAUCACCGACAGUGACUUACAAUGCUCGUGUGUCUCUAAUUAUUUCAGCGGCAGGCAUUGUGAACAAUUCAUUGAUCACUGCGCUACGAAUCCCUGCCGCAACGGCGCUACCUGUGAACCCGCGUUAGGACAAUUCGUUUGUAAGUGUGCGCCGUCCUGGGGUGGACAGCGCUGCGAGGUAAAGGACAUGCCAACAUUUACGAAACUGCACGUCCUCUUCGAUCCCGUGGGGGUGUUUGGUGAACAUCAAAAUUUCCUAGUCACCGUAGAGACCUUGGGUACAAUAAAUUUCGUUUAUGAGGCCUUUACGAAAAAUUGUCUCAUCGAUACAUUUGAAUCGUAUCCAAAGAGGAAAAGUGGUUUUCGUUACGCGAGAGACCUACAUGCUGUGGCGAGAUCAUUAGGUUUGCUACAUGCGCAGCGUAUACCUUACAAAAGUGGUUAUUAUCACGAAGGCUAUGAGCGCUUCUGGGACGCAGGUACGUUGAGCGUAAAAGUGCGCGUUGCUGAUAUGGCAUCGAAUGCGCUCUACGAGCACACUUUCGAAUUGUACAUCAUUCAGCCGCCAAGCGUGCCUUGCAUACCAGAUAUCAGCUUCAUGCAUGGUUCCAAUCCGCAGGAGCCGCUCAUGGUGGAUAUAGCACGCUUCAAUGUUUUCAAUGCGAUCAUACAUCGGCAUUGUGCGCCGAACUCACGCAUGAAAAUGGAUUGGACUAUACACAAUAGCAUUGGCACAGUUCUCUUACAUGAAUUCGGCAAUACGGACAAGAAGCAAUUGAAGGUCAAACCCUAUCGCUUAUGGUUCAACUACCAGGGUGUUGUGGCUCAGUCUUAUAUGAUACGUGUCAAUGUGGAUGAAUACUACGAGGACGUGGUUGUGCAUAAAAAAGUUAGAUGUUACAUCUUCGUCAUGUCCAAGCCAGUCUCAGCUCAUAUUUUGGGUGGCAGCACACGUGAGGUGGGUGUUCGGCAGUCCUUCUUCUUGGAUGGCUCGAAGAGCCGUGACUACGCUCUCUCGCCAUUGGCGGAACAAAGAAUGAAUUACCUGUGGAGUUGUGAAUCAAGCGAUGAUAGUUCGAAUAGUUUUUGUGGAGCAAACAUGGGCACAGACCACACCCUCCACGUACCAGCUGGCGUGCUUCGUCUUGGUAAAUCCUACACUUUUACCUUCCGAGUGAGCUCAUAUGUCAGUACAACCGAAAGGGAUGUUGCAAAGCAAACGGUUAAAAUUACAAGCGAAUCAAAGCAUUAUCUUUACAUAUUAUGUGUGAAGAAUUGUGCUUUGGACACAUACGCUGCAGGACGUAAGGUACAUUUACGCAUGCGUUGCCCGAGCUGCACACAUGAACCGACUAUCUCGUGGACGGUUAGCAGCGGUAACAGUCCACCCAGCAACACACUACGCAUUGGAUUCAUGCCACCCAACAGUGGCAGUGUUACCGUCGAAGCAGCCGUGAUAAGCGGCUCCCAGAACGGGAAAGCUGUAAUAGAACUAACACAAAAUGAACCGCCCAAAGCGGGUAGUUGCAGCAUCGAACCCACAAAUGGUGUUGAGUAUGAAACGGAAUUUCAUAUUGAGUGCAAAGGAUUUGAAGACUCCAACGGACCGAUCACUUAUCAGUACAUAGCCGAGACAUUCACCUUCGAUCGCACCAAUGAGCGACGCUUGAGUACGCGAUUGCCGGUGACGAGUAGUGUGAAAAUUGUGGUGUGUGAUUGUCUCUUUGCAUGCACCGAAACACAAGUGUCCGUGGGUGUGUCCACCAUGCAAGCACCACAGAACGAAGCCGCGCUCGAGGCGUUUCUAUCCAAGCCGGCAAAUAACGUAACAAAACUCUUGUUGGAUGGCGAUGUCGAACGCGUUAUGGUAUUAACCGAUGUGCUGACACGAAACGCACGCACGGUGGCCAUGGGUGAGCUUAUACACCAUCACCUGGGUUGGCUGGAGAUGGUAACGUUAUUGAGAGUGGAGCAAAUGACUAAAAUUACGCGCAAUUUCUUAGCACCGUUGCAACCGUUGGAUAAUAAGCGUGUACGCGUAUUCACCAAAUUCCUACGUUUGAUUUCAAAUGGGUUUCACUACAUAAUAACCGAUAGAGAGUAUCGAGAACUACUGCCCGAGCCCUACGAUACGCUCAACAACCAAGUUUUUGAUUUGAUUGCCGAAUUCUCGGCUAAACUGGAAGAUAUGCCGCCCGUUGUGCGUAUCGAACCGGCGAAUAGCGGUUCACCUAGCCGACUCAGCGAACGCUAUGCACCCCUACCGGAUUUCGAUGAAACAGUGCUUACGCGUAUUGAGAAUUGGCUGGAUGUGAUAUUCGAGGUUUUCCGCUGUCUGCAUUUUGUGGGUGUAGCGAGCACAGUUAUGCAUGAACCGACGGAUGACCACUACAAAUUGGAUAAGCCCGGCGUGAAAGUGGACGUUUUCAGCAUCGAAGGCACAAAAAUGCUUAAUCUACAAACGAAUAAUCGGAGAAUUGAAAUAAUGUUGCCAGCCGCUGUACUUGCUGAGCUUGAAAGCACGCUGCAGAGUGGUCAAUUGCAUUUUCAGGUGGUAUCCUUCGAGCGUAAUCCCUUUUGGUGGUAUCCCGACUCUGAGCCACUCAACACUGGCAUAGUUUCGUUCAGCGUUUACAGUAGCGUAGAUCCAAUGAGAGAACAAACGUCGAUAUCAAAUCCAGUUGAGUUCCGCAUGUCUUUAUCCUCCGGCAGCACUGCAGUACCACCAGCUGAACCCAGCAUAGUUGAAGGCUAUGUCAAUGACUCCUUAGACAUGGCUAUCUAUCGCAUCGAGAUGCCAGAAAAUACUGCAGCAAUUGUGAAGUUUUCCGAUCCCACGACACGACUCUGCGUCAAACUGAAUUUAUGCACAAAACCACGUAGCUAUCAGGUACGCGACUCGGCGGAUAUUGUGCCACAGAAGAGCACAUACCACAUUGUCAAUGAUAAGGGUGGCAAUGUUUGGGCAUAUCUGGCUGUAAUGGCGGCAGACAAUAUUUCUUCGCGUGAAACAUUUAAAUUUGAGACCACGAUGUUAAAGUGUCUCAGGUGGGACUUUAAGUUACGCGAUCCCGCAUGGUCUACAGCUGGCUGUGUGCCGAAACUGAACUUAGCCGACAAAGAGAAUAUGACCUGCAGCUGUUAUCACUUGUCCACGUUCGCAGGUAAGCAGCAUUCGACCUACGCCAUGGAGACCGAUACUCCACGUCGUGUGCUGACGCAUUUACCCACUAACGGUUAUAUGGUUUUGUUUUUCUUAUUUCUACUUUUACUUUUCACCGCACUGUUUUGGUGGGCUCACUAUAAUCUGCAUAAUCACAAAGGUGAUCUCAUUACGCUACUCGAUCAGGAGGAAUGUCACAUCGAGUAUGGAGUUAACGUGCAUAUAAGCACCGGCGGUCAUUGGAAUGCUGAUUCGUCGGCAAAUAUUAUUCUCAUUUUCGCUUUGCGUCAAGACACGCGCAAAUUUGUUGUGUAUCAAAACCCCGAGAAUCCACAUCUCGUGCGCAACUCUACAUGCACGCUGCGUUUACCGCUAAGCGGCGAUGAUCUCGCUCAGCCACUAUUACUGAGCAUACGCCGUGAUAAAGCAGGUCGCUAUCCGAGCUGGUAUUGUCGCAGCAUUGUCAUUGAAGACUAUGCCAAUGAGGUCAUGUGCACUUUUGAUGUCGAACAGUGGAUCACGACUAAGCCCUUGGUGCUGGAUGCAACAAAUUUUCACGAAGGCUCGCAGUCUUUUAAGCGUACCUUUCGCGACACGGUAGAAAGCCUCUUCAUACAAUGGUAUCUAUUUCAAGCGCUCACUGGUCCCUGGAAAUAUGGCGAAAUGCCUUUGAAUCGCUUCGAACGUAUCUGUAUUUGGACUGCUAGGUUGGCCAUAAGCAUAUGCAUUGUGACGUGCUAUAUGGGUCGGACUACUUUGAAGACGUACGAAGAAGAGCGCGAGAAAUAUAAUAAUGUUGCUUUUGAUUCGGUUGAAAUAUUUUUCUUAUGUAUUUUCUCUUAUGUUGUUUGCUUUUUUGUUGAGUCUGCUCUGAAAGCUUUCAUUUAUCAUGAUGAAAUAAAGAGAGAAGAAAAUUCUGAGGAGUUCAUCAAAGAAGAAUAAC
Messenger RNA from Ceratitis capitata (Mediterranean fruit fly), 4235 nucleotides. RefSeq lists its product as uncharacterized. The record is from RefSeq and is a predicted model, not a curated record. Lineage: Eukaryota; Metazoa; Arthropoda; Insecta; Diptera; Tephritidae. Gene Ontology annotation, molecular function: calcium ion binding; protein binding. The transcript is spliced from 4 exons. Bases 11 to 4234 code for a protein of 1407 amino acids.